GCGGCAGCGCUGGUGGAAGGUGUGGCAGGUCCGGUCCUUGUACAGCGGAUGCUCGUGCACGGGGGGCGGCUGGCGGAACCUUGGAUGCGUCCAGCCGCGAUCCCAGGGCGGGAAGACCGGCCGCGCCAGCCAGGGCACGAAGUGCAUCUUCCCCGCGUAGGUGAUGGGCUCCAGUCCAGGGAUUUCGUACACCCUGUCCAGGGGAGGAGGCUCGGGCUUCCGCGUGGAGCGGACUCCCCAUUCGUACGCCCCGCGUUUCGGGGCCCCACAGCCCCCAAGGCCGAGCUGUCCGGGGCGAGCCAGCGCCAGCCUGGCGGGCCCCGACGCCAACGCCAUGCCUGCCGACUUGCUCUCCUCAAGACCUCCACCAGGACGCCGCCAUCUUCCCAUGCGCAAGGCCUGCUGGGAACGAAAGGGGCUGGGCGCCGAGCCUCGUCCUGUGAGUGGCAGCCACUCGAACCAAUCAAGGCCAGGCAUCCUUGUCUUGCCCCACCCUCGGGGGCGGGAACAGGAAGGAUCCUCGGGUGAAGGGAAGCCCAGCUGUGUAGGGAACGGGGCCUGGGCCAGUGACUCUCACAGAGCCAGGCCUGCUCUGGGAAGAGCACCUGUCGUCUCCCCCCCCCUCCCCCUCCCCAGGCUGCCUGAGCCUCUGAUGAUGGAUGAGAAGGAGGAGGACGAUGAUGAGGAAGCCUGGCUGCAGCUUCGGCCUGUGGAGCCCUUGCCCUCCCAGUGCUGCGGCAGUGGCUGCUCACCCUGUGUGUUCGACCUCUAUGACCGAGACCUGGCGAGGUGGGAGGCAGCCCGAGCCAGCAAGGACAGAAGCCUGCUAAGAGGGAAGGAAUCACCGAACUUCCCCUCCAAACUGAGCCCAGAGACGUUCCUGGCCUUCCGCAUCAGUGCCAUGGACAAACUCACUCAGGACACCUACUGUGUGCGGUUUGCACUACCCGGGAGCAGCCAGCUCGGCUUGCGGCCGGGCCAGCACCUCAUCCUACGAGGGACAGUAGAUGGCUUAGAAAUCCAGAGAGCCUACACACCCAUCAGCCCUGUCAAUGCAGAAGGCUACUUUGAAGUUUUAAUCAAGUGCUACCAGACUGGGCUGAUGUCCCGGUAUGUUGAGUCCUUGAGAGCAGGAGACACGGCUUUCUGGCGAGGACCUUUCGGAAACUUCUUCUAUAAACCAAACCAGUACGGUGAGCUGCUCAUGCUGGCUUCGGGCACCGGCCUGGCCCCCAUGGUGCCCCUCCUGCACAGCAUCACGGACAAUGCGGAGGAUGAGACCUUUGUCACCCUGGUCAGCUGCUUCAAGACCUUUGAGGGCAUCUACCUGAAAACCUUCCUGCAAGAGCAGGCCCGCUUCUGGAACGUCCGCACCUUCUUUGUUCUCAGCCAGGAGAACUCCCCGGAGCAGCUUCCUUGGAGUUACCGGGAGAAGACCCGCUUUGGCCGCCUGGGCCAGGACCUGAUUGAAGAGCUGGUUGGCUCCUGCCGGAGAAAGCCUUUUGCGUUGGUCUGUGGCUCGGCCGAGUUUACCGAGGACAUGGCCAAGGGCCUGCUGCGUGCGGGCCUGGCCAAGGACUCCUACUUCCUCUUCUAGGCCAGGCCUCCCUUAAGCCCAGGCCAGGGGCCUGCCAGUGAGACCCAGGGAGGAGCACAGACUGGGACCAGAAGAUGUGGCAGAAGACCACAGCUGACUCGCCCCGUGAUGGCGGUGGCUGCCUGUACCUCCACGCACCUGUUUCUCAUCUCUACCUCCCUCAGCAGGCAUC
Myotis myotis is the source of this 1769-nucleotide messenger RNA. It is a transcript of the gene CYB5R5, whose product is annotated as NADH-cytochrome b5 reductase-like. Bases 164 to 1597 code for a protein of 477 amino acids. The transcript has 7 exons. Gene Ontology annotation, molecular function: oxidoreductase activity. Lineage: Eukaryota; Metazoa; Chordata; Mammalia; Chiroptera; Vespertilionidae. The record is from RefSeq and is a predicted model, not a curated record.